AUGGCGUUGGAGACGCGUCGUGAGAGGAACGAGGCGCGGAGAGAAGCAGCCCCACGGAGUUUUUCCCUCGGUCCGGUCCGCUUUUCUCCUCCGGGCGCGGAGAAGGGAAAAGCUCCGCCUUCGGACGACAUGGCUACCUAACAGGCGGGCGCCUCGCUUCGCCAAAGAGCGCGCGCAGGGGCCGGACGAGGGAGGCGCCUGGGCCGGGAAGGAAGGACCAGCCCCGGGGCAGAGGCGCGGCGAGGAAGAGGGCGAAGCGGGCGAGCGAAGGGCCUUGGCGGGUGAGGCUGCUGGGGGCGCCGGCGGGGUGGGCGAGAAGGGGCUGGGCGGUGGGGGUGUAGCGCUGGGCUUCCGAGCCCCCCGGCCAGGCUCUUUGAACAAUCAUUUGUUUAUUCGUUUUCAAUUACAAUCCAAUCCUAGCCUCAUUAGAACAACACCAGUUUUUUUAACGCAAUUAUUCACGCCAGUCGUUCAAAUGCCGGAUUAUAGAAUUUGGAUAAGGUGGGGGGGGGUCCCCCACGUGCUAGAAUUUUUAAAAAAUCUUGAUUGAAAGUUCCAAAAAGUACGCAAUUAUAUGUGCGCUAAACAUGGCGAGAUGUACAUAAAAGAGAAAGAGAACCCGUGCAGAAGGGAAAAUAAAGGGGGGGGGGGGAGCGGGGAAAACCCAAAACUGCAUAUUUUAUAAGGUGGUUUUUGUACUUCACCAGAUCUUAACCUAUUACAGUAUUUGUAAGAACGGAUUCCAAAUAUCAUUGAAUUUGUCCAUGGCAAGUCUGCGUUUAUGUGCAAAGUUGCUCAUAUGUUGCGAGUUUGUGUAAGUCUUCUAACCAAUCGUAAGGGAGUCGCAUUUUUAUUUUUCCAGUUCCUUGAAUGUCCCACUUUUCCUUACGAUGUCCCUAUUUUCACCAGAGAAGUGUUGGAGGCUAUGGAGUUAUCAAACCCCCCAGGCCAUCCUGUAUAGGGAAGUUUUUUUUUUUAAAUUUAUAAUUAAAUUUAAAAAUAAAAAGUUUUUGUUUUAAUAUAUGUUGUGCUGGGGCAACCCAGUAAGAUGUGUUGGGUAUAAAAGUACCAUUAUCCUUAUGGAAUGGAACUGUCCCUAUUUUCAUCAGAGAAAUGUCGAAGGGUAUGCAUCUUGUAAUUUCUUGUUAUUUUCAUUACUUAAUUUCUGAAAAUUAAGAUCCAUUCAUGUCUCCCAUCAAAAUCAUGUUAUAAUCCAAAUAGUCCAUCAAAGUCUCAUGCAACUUCUUUAAAAAAUCAGAUUUCCCUUCAUUUGGUGCGUAGAUUCCUACUAUCAAAAAUUUUUCUCCUUGUGUUUGGAUUUCAAUUGCCACAAAUCUUCCUUGGUCAUCUUUAAAAAUAAAUUUCGGUGAUAGUCUGUCCUUUGCAUAAAUCACAACCCCUCUUUUUUUAACUUUGUCCGAUGAAAUAAACUCCUGACCAAGUCUUUUAUUUAUCAACAAUUUCCUGUGUAAUCUUGUUAUAUGUGUUUCUUGUAGACAGAUCAAAUCCAAUUGUUCCUUUUUUAAUAAAUGAAACACUGAUUUCCUUUUCUGAGGGGAGUUCAAGCCAUGACAGUUCCAGGUUAGUAGUUGCAGGGCCAUGAUGUAAUUAUUUUAGUUCUCCUCCAACAGCACCUAGUGCCUGUUCCUGUUCCGUCGGUGGUAUCACGUUUUUCAGGCGGUCUUUAAGUUCCAGAGAUAGUCCUGGUAUGUCUAAAGUUUCUCUUGCUAUUGCUAUUGCUAUUGCUCUUAACUCUCCUGUGACUUUCUUUUGUAGGUCUUCUCCGUGGUCUCUCCAGAAUUUGUCUUUGUCGUCUUCCGAUCUUAUUUUCCUCUUCUUUCCUUUGUAGCUAAAAGAUAGGCCUUGAGGAAAUUCCCACCUAAAGUUAAUUCUAUUACUUCUCAACAAGGUGACCAGGUCUUUGUAGUUAGAUCUGAGAUCCAGAAGGUGUUUCGGAAUGUCCUUAAAUAUCUCCACUUUUGUCUGAUGUAUUUCCAGUGUCUUCUGGAAAUGCAAACCCAAGAUCUUGUCCCUCUCUUCUUUUGUUCGGAGAGUAAUCAGACAGUCUCUCACCUUCUUUCCUCCUCCUUUUCCAAGUCUAAAAGCAUUCACUAUUUUGAAACUGUCUUUUACCAAUUCUGGAUUCCAAAAUCUAAGAAUUCCUGUGUAAGAAAAUCAACUAAGUUGUCUUUCUCCACUUCAGGUACUGCUCUGACCCUUAAGUUCACUUGUUUCUCCUUCAACUCAAUCAUAGACAGAGUUAACUUAUGGUCUUCAAGUUGUUUAUGUAGCGGUGGUAUCUUCUCUUGAACCUCUGCAACAGAAGCUGUAGCAAUUUCUUUAGCCUCUUCGGCAAUCUGACGUGUUGAGGCCGAUUCCUCUAAUAGUUUCUGGAUAGUCUCUGUAUUAGUAUUUACUUUCUGUCCCAAAUUAUUUAAACUUACUGUAUUUUGAUUAAUACUUGUUGUAUUUUGAUCAAUCUUGUCUGAUGCCUCUGCUACUUGUUUGCUUAUUCUAUCCAAAGAUUCAUUAAUUUUAGCCAAAACCUGAGCAAAGGCGUCAUCACUUGCCAUACCUUUAGUUUUAGGUUGUGCCGAUGGGGCUGCUAUUGGAACCCCAGAGGGGCCAGAGGUCGAAGCUCUUCUUUGCAGUCCACCGUCUGUUCGCAAUACUCUGCCCGACCUUGUUGCUUGUAACGACUCUAGUUUCUCUUUCCCAUCUGCCAUACCCCUCUAGAUAAAACUCAAGGUCAGUCACACGGUUAAAUUCAAAAUUGUUUUGAAGUGGAAAGUUCCAAGAAGACAGUGUGGGAAAUUCCUCAGGCCAGCUGCAAUUGUAACUAGUUGUAACAAGUUCCAAAUUCCACUAGGGGGACACUGUAACAGUCAUAAAGUUCUUAAAUACUUUACUUCUUCCUUAAGUCCCCAAUGGGGGAUACAUUUUUCAUUGGCUGUAACUGUCUCUUCUGAUUUCCUUUGGUAGGCGGGCCAUUGCUGAGGGGUCCAAAACACACGCCUUGCAUGCAGAUGUUACUAGAUUUAACACCUUUCAUUUCCAGUUAAAAAUGGAUCUCAUACAAUGGAGCUGGGAAGGGAAAUCAUGGAAUGCUGCUGUCAAUAAAAGUAGACCGUACUAAACUGGAUGGACCAAUAGUCUCUAAGACAGCUUAUCAUGCCAAUAUGGUAAAAAUUAGACGUUUAUGAGGUUGCUUUUGAAAUGCAUGUUGCAUUCUUCUUAUAACUGUCUUUUCGUUUUAGGAAACUCACAUUUUACUGGGAGUCAUAUUUGCUGGCAACAUUAUCAGGAGCUAUGACUUCUGCCCCAGGUGAUGAUAAAGUUCAGGCCUCUUCGGUAGGACAAAAGAAGCAGGUUUGUUCUUUCUGUUUGGAAUUAUUAUUAUUAUUAUUAUUUUACAUUCUAGCAGAGGCAAAUCUGAUGUAGUCUUGAUUAUCACGUGGAAACAGAAGGGGCUGUGCACUUCAACCUUUCCCUUUUCUAGUGCAAAAAGUACUCCACAUAAUGCAGGUCUAAGGAUAAGGAGGAGGCAGGAUAGCUUUGCCUCUCAUGGAAAGUCGAAGAUCCCACAAACCCUGGGGAGAUUAAAUAGGAUUCAGCUUAAUUUUAUGCUGCUAGCAGUUAAAGAACCGUAGAUAAUGAUGCUCAUAUCUUACCUUGCACGUAUUUUUGGCUCAAAGUAAAUAGAUGGAAACAUAAUCUGCACCUGCUAGGGGAAAGGGGAAGAUGGAAUUAUGUAGCAUCUGAACAAAAAGGGACUUUAAAAAGAAACCCUUUAAAGCAGGGGUGACGCUGGGAGUCUGUGGGUUUCCUGAUGUUGUUGAACUGUCAGCCCCAGCUAGCACUGUCAGUGCUAAAGGAUGAUCAUAGAAUUGUAGAGUUGGAAAUCCCAGGGGUCAUCUAGUCCAGCUCCCUGCAGUGAGGGAAUCUGAACUGAAGCAUAGAUGACAGGUGGCCAUCCAACCUCUGCUUAGAAACCUCCAAGAAAGGACACCUGAAGGACCACACAUUUCCCCUCCAUUAUUAGCACCAUUCAUUACUGCUGCAUUUUAAACUUCAUAGCACCUGUGAUUUGCAAAUUAAUCACAAACAAGUACAUUAUAGUCAGAGUGCACCAUCAAGUUUUAAAGCUUGAUCAUUUCAUUUUGACAUUGCAUGCUUGAUAGGAUUGCUAACGACAAUGGUAGGAUAUUUCUAACAUUUUUGUGCUAUCUGGAAAAGCGAAAUGUUUUCCUCUCUGUCUAUUUUUUUUGUUGAAUUUUUAAAAAAAUGGAAGCCAAAGAUAAUGAAAUAAACGGCAGACGAUAGAUGCUUUAUACUCUUAAGGAGUGAGAGGAGGGUAAACCAUAUUUUUCUUAUAAAAGUGUUCAUGUUUUUAUUUUAAGAGCCAGCUCCCUUGUCCAAUCUCAAAUCUUAAUUCUGAUGAAUUUGUAAAGAUUCGUCGUCAAUGUAAAGAGGAAAGCUUCUGGUACAGAGGUAGGUCUAUUUGUUUUUAA
This is a messenger RNA of Podarcis lilfordi (Lilford's wall lizard), 4511 nucleotides long. Lineage: Eukaryota; Metazoa; Chordata; Lepidosauria; Squamata; Lacertidae. The record is from the annotation of a GenBank genome assembly.